Messenger RNA from Micromonas pusilla CCMP1545, 498 nucleotides. RefSeq lists its product as uncharacterized. Lineage: Eukaryota; Viridiplantae; Chlorophyta; Mamiellophyceae; Mamiellales; Mamiellaceae. The transcript has a single exon. The record is from RefSeq and is a predicted model, not a curated record. Gene Ontology annotation, biological process: DIM/DIP cell wall layer assembly; fatty acid biosynthetic process. Gene Ontology annotation, cellular component: plasma membrane; cytoplasm. Gene Ontology annotation, molecular function: fatty acid synthase activity. The annotation marks the transcript as partial.
AUAGACUCUCUAGGCGCGGUCGAGCUGCGACAAGCACUCGCAGCACGAUUUGACAUGGUUUUGCCACCAACACUUAUAUUCGAUUACCCUUCAAUCGGAGCACUGGCAAAAUUCCUAUAUGAGAGCAAAGUGCCAGCCGAAAGUCAUGGGGUUCAAAAAAUAUUUCCACAACGAUUGGAAGGACAUUCAACGGAUAUUCCCAUGUCUGAAUCUCACGCCGUUGAGAUCUCAUGCAUUGCGUGCGAAUAUCCUCGUGGGAUUACGAACUUAUCUGACCUGGUCAAAGCAUUUUUGCGCGGUGUUGAAUUCCAAGAAAUUAUGUCCAAUGAGCGUUUCGAUCCAGAAACUCUCGGUGGAGGCGUACGCACAGCCACAAUACUAGAUGACAUUGAUGCAUUCGACGCGGAGAUGUUUAGAAUAGUCGAUGCCGAAGCUGUAGCGAUGGAUCCUCAGCAACGGAAGCUUUUAGAUAUUUCCCUGAGAAUUCUUACUUCUUCA